CGCUUCCCUCCCUUAUGAGUUUGGUGAGGAUGCGCAAACCGGAGAGCCCAACAUACGUUUAUCAGGAUGGACGUAACGGGAAAACGGCAUAAAGGAUCUGAGCUACAUCUGCCCAGACGUCUGCGAUGUGCUUCAAUGUGUGUUUGUUAGAAACAAGCUGAAGAUGCAGGGGGCCAUUGCACGAGUGUGUAUGGUGGUGACUGCUGCCAUAUUAAACCACCCCUUGCUCUUUCCCCAAGAGAACACCACACCUCCAGAGCAGGAAGAUGAGGUGAUCGCUCGAAUGCGGGAGCACCAGGAGAGGCUGGAACUGGAACAGGCAAGGCUGGAGAAUGAGCUUUCACAGUUGGACUCAAAGCAGGAAGAACAAUCCAGCUCAGAGGAAGGAUACAGUUGGUACUUGUGGAGCACCGUGUCUUUCGUCAUUUUCUUCACGAUUGAGAUGUGCAGGGUGAAUCUUUCUGACACAGAAAUACGUCCGGUUGAGGAUGAAGACCUAUUAUCAGAGAGUGGUGCCAUCACCCCCAGGACGAUGGUGCUGGAUAAGGUUGUCCUGAGCAACUUCUGCGACAAAUCCAACUACACUUCGUCUCAUGAAAACUGGAGAGUGAGGGAAUUCGUCGAGGGUUUUACCGAUGACUUGCUUGAGUCGCUCAGGAGUGUCUGUGACGGGGAGGCAGACAUGGAAGUUGGGGACUUUGUCGGGAUUGGAAGCAUGUUUGAGUCUUGGAAGGUGUGCAAGCCACUGACGUGCGACCUUAUAGUGCCUUUCUCACCUCCAGAUCCGUACUCCUUCCAGUUUGACUUGUGGUGCAGCCCCUCCUGUGACAUGCCUCCAGACAUGCAGGGCUGUGGUAAGAUAAAAGUGGACGGCUUUCGGGAGGACAAGGAGGGAUGUCUAUGUGGCUCUGCUAACCUGGGGGAGGACAUGCUCUGUCUGUUGCAUGGGGGGGAAGACACAGUCCAAGUGGAACAUAGUCCUGAGGAACUGCUGUGCUCCAGGAACACUCAUUUGUUAACCAAAGAUCAAGUCAUGAAGUGGUUUCAGAUCUCUUUAACCAAAGCGUGGGGCCGCAUCUCUCACAAAUACGACUUUGAGGUUACAUUUGGCCACCUGGAUGCAGCCGGUGCACUCAAGAUCCGAUUCCGUUCGUGGAAAGUCAUCGUAAUGAACAUUAUACCCGUUGUUCAGCUGGAAGGUACGGAUGCUUAUUUUGUCCCACACUUUCCAUCAGAUUAUGCCAGCUCUCCCGACCCUUACUGGACCCUCUCGCUUGCUGUCUACGAGAGGAGAUUGCUGAAACAUUUUGCUCAACGCCUUCCACAAAACUCCUGUCAUUUACACUGCCUUCAGAUUGUGACUUUUCUACACAGAAAGCAAACGGUACUCACGGGGAAAAGUGCCCUCACUAACUACCACCUCAAGACUGCCCUGUUGCACUUGUUGCUGAGUAAAAGGCCCUCUGCGUGGGGCAUUGAGGACACUGAGCAAAGGCUUCGGGAUGUGCUCAGCUUCUUGCAGAGGAGCCUACAUGAGAAGAGACUUCAUCACGCUCUGAUUGGGAACAGUCAAGUGCCGGAAGAAGUGCAGCUGCCUGAGGUUCUUAGCAAAGCAGAGCCCAUCAAUCUGUUCCGUUCUUUAUUUUUGCAGAGGGAGCUUUAUGCCGCAACAGUCAGGCAUUUCAAAGAGAUGUUGAGAAAUGCACCUGUGCUCAUACAGGAGUUCACACCGCCCUUAUCAAAUGGAGGUUUACACCACAGGCUAGAGGAAAGUUUGUGAGCUUAGGCCAGGGUUUCUUCAAAACUAAACCACCAACUGAUCUUUAAAUAUCAUUUCAAUGUUACUAAGAACAAUGUUAUAAAUAGUUACACCAGACGAGUACACAAAUGAAAAGGUGGACAUACACCAGUUCUCUUGAAAUCAUGUGGUGACUUGAGCUGUUGCCUUGUUAAAUUAAGUCUGCAGGAUCGCUUCUGAAGCUUAAAGGUGGUAGGGCUGCACAAUUAUUCGAAAUUAUAUCAAAAUGCAAAGUAUAGACGAGUGCAAUAUUCAAAUUGCAGGAAGCACAGUAUUUUUCUAAAUACGUGUUGGUAUACAACUUUGAAUAAAGUAUUGUGCAGCUGUAAGAGAUAUCCCAGCCAACAAAUCCUACUCUACAGUCUUACCAAAACAUUGUUAGGUAUGGAUCGUCUAUACAAUCAAUAUACUUUCCAAUGAAUAUUGAUAACUAUGAUUUAAAAAUAACAAUUCCUCCAAUUUUUUUAAUCAUAUCGCAAUUGCAAUAUCAGUCAGUUGUUAUUUUUUACAAAUCAUGCAGCCCCACUUAAUUCAUAUUGCUUGUUUUACAGAUGUAACCUGGAUGAGAGAUUUUCAGUAGAUAUCCCUCUGCUUUAAAUUAUCAUCAUUUAACAAAAAAUACCCAAAUAGCUGUUUUUGUUGGGGUAACAUUUUACAGAAAUACCUCUGAUAAUAUGCCGGUCUAACCAGGGAAUCUUUUUCCUAACAGUAAAGCUGUUUUUUUUUCAUUUAUAUCAAUUUCAAUCUCAUGGCAGCUAUUACAUUUUGUGAUGUUCAAUGUUUUUUUAUUGUUUAUUAUAAAAGCAAAGUUUGUUA
Molecule: messenger RNA, 2614 nt
Organism: Notothenia coriiceps (black rockcod)
Lineage: Eukaryota; Metazoa; Chordata; Actinopteri; Perciformes; Nototheniidae
Gene: itprip
Product: inositol 1,4,5-trisphosphate receptor interacting protein
Exons: 2
Coding region: 164-1780 (538 amino acids)
Cellular component (GO): membrane
Source: RefSeq, a predicted model, not a curated record